Molecule: messenger RNA, 2323 nt
Organism: Physcomitrium patens
Lineage: Eukaryota; Viridiplantae; Streptophyta; Bryopsida; Funariales; Funariaceae
Source: RefSeq, a predicted model, not a curated record
AGGGGGAGGGGAAGAGGGAGGGGGAAUGGCAGACCUGAGAACUUUGCUGUUGGGGCAGCAGCGGAAGCCGCAGAAGCUGCCGCUGGUGGAUCACAAGGGGCGUUUGAAUGUGGAGACGAGGGGGCUGCCGAAGACGUUUUUGUACUGGGGCGAUUUGUUUCAUACCUUGGUGAACAUGCCAACGCCGCGGUUCGUCGGCAUCCUGCUGCUUAAUUAUUUUUUCUUGUUUGUGGGUUUUGGGGUGCCCUAUUAUUACGACGCGUAUAACAAUAACUGCAUUCCGGGGGUGUUCACUUUCGAUCAUGCGCUGUGGUUCAGCGUGCAGACGUCCAUGACCAUUGGGUAUGGCGGGGAUUUGACACCAGACCCCAGUUGCCGGCUCACGAACAUAAUGGUGGUAGUACAAUCACUGGCGAGUUUGCUGGUGGCGUAUUCGUUGUUGGGUGUGUUUUAUGUAAGAUUUUCGCGGCCUGCGCGGCGGGCGCAGACCAUAAUCUUUAGUCGAUAUUGCACAAUGCACGAGGAAGACGGUGUGCCUGUGAUUUCGCUCCGUAUUGCUAAUAUUCGCAAGCACCAGAUCAUCGAAGCGAAUGUGAGAUUGUUGAUUGGGUUUAAUAAUACGCUUGGGGGGAGUGAUGACGAGACGGUGUUCCAUUUUACGUCGUUGCCAGUGAUCGGGGGUAACCAGGUGUUUUUGGGUUUGCCUUGCACGGUGAAGCAUCCUAUUACAAGCACAAGCCCGUUGUAUGGAAUGAGCAUCACUGAGCUGGAGGACGCAGACUGUGAGCUUUUAGUUCUUUUGGAGGGCGUGGAUGCGUCCACUUCGUGCAAGCUGCAAGCACGCCACUCUUAUUUGCCCAAGGACAUCCGGCAGGAUGUAAUGCACGAGACGAUGGUGUUCAGGUCGCCCAACGGUCGGCGCUGCGUGGAAUUUUCGAAGUUUGAUACUUUGUUGCCGGUAUCUUCUGCGUCACUCAUCACGCGACUAGAUUCCUCUGCACAAUUGCCACCAAUCUCGCAGGCUGCUAGGUAUGCGUUUCUGGCGUCAACUGCUGCUGCCGCUGCCUCUCGUCGUGACGGUGACGGCGAAGCUGACAAUUCCCGCAUGUGGGACUACCUGCAAUCGUCAUCCUCAGACAUCAGGCACAGUGGAGUAGUGACACAUAGAGAUCACAGUGAACGUAGAGACCACAGAGAGCGAUUGCCUAGCCAGCCUCGACGACUCACGAGGACAUUUUCUGGUAACACUUGGCUCGACCAGCCGAAUUGGUAUCCACAAAGCUCCAGCUUGCCUGCGGGGUUGGGCAGAGGCUAUGGGGAGAAUGACUUCUCAACGACGCCCUCAGAGGCAUCGAGUGAGGUUGCAGAGCUUGAACAAAAGUUGGCGGCAGCUGAGUCUCAAAUCCAUGCGUUGAAGCAACAGCUCGUUGAAUUGUCCACCCGGGUGCACCAAGCCCUGGAGCAACCCUCUACGGCUGCUGAUGCAGACAAAGGGACGCUUGUUGCAUUUGCCUCCCAAGCUCUUUCCAUGGCCCUGUCCUCCAAGUAGAACACUUUCAGAGCUUUCAAAGAGAGUCUCAUGCCUGGGGCAGCGCCAAUUGAGCUGCAAUAGCACGCGUUGUCGGAGCCUUACGACCUUAUUGCUCCCGUCAUAACGUGAGUUGCAUAACUGCGCCCUUAUUUGUCAUGCAUGCGAACGGCGAAGAACCUUUUUGUUUCUCUCCAUCCUGGCUCAACAGUUGCCGUAGUGGUCGACCGGAUGCGCACAGCCUCUCGAAGAUCAGUAUUGGGUCAUUAGCCGAGGGCAAUGUUUGCGAACAAGCUAGGUCUUCUCCCGGUGCUCACAACCUCGCUGAUUCUAAAUCUCUGAAAGUUCAAUCCUGCAAUGAACUCGUUCUUGUCACAGGUAUGUGUAAAAGUGCUGAAUUCAGAGACGUUCAUCGUUAUUCGUGAAUCGGAGAUACUUAUUUGUUUGGAACAAACUUCUUUGCAGCUGCUGUUGCUGCCUGAAUGACGAGCAUAGAAGAUUCAUUCCAAUUGUUCUUGGCCAGGAGCUUCCGGGAGUAACCCACAUGCUGGGACCCGAAUGCACAUAAAAUCACACACCAUUGCUCCACAGGGGAGUUUCUCUCGCUCUCUCUCGCAUGUAAUCUUGGAACCUAGAUUCUAUUGGUAUGCUUUCUCUCUUAAUUUUUCUUGUGUCUGGAAGUCCAUUUUACUGGACUGAAAGUAAACACUCUGUUGGAGACUGUAAAUUUUGAGGUUGCUUCACACACUAACGCAACAGCUGCUAUAUAAUCUUAUUGUUCUGGCUUUUCCCACA